Fraxinus pennsylvanica is the source of this 804-nucleotide messenger RNA. Lineage: Eukaryota; Viridiplantae; Streptophyta; Magnoliopsida; Lamiales; Oleaceae. The record is from the annotation of a GenBank genome assembly.
AUGCUGGGAUUGAAGAGGCUGCUUUCACAAAGACACACAAUUCACCAUGCGAGAAACUUAUCCAAGCUAGAAGAUAAGCUGCUUCCUGUAAUCUCUUUUCGGGAUCCAUCUCAAUGGAGCUCCAAACGCUUCCUUGAUAUCUAUCAGUUUGGAAAUAAGGAGGCAAUUGAGAAAGAACGUGCCAGGCUUAAAGAUGAGAUGAAUAGGGGUUACUUUGCUGACAUUUCGGAAAUGAAACAACAUGGCGGUAAGAUUGCAAUGGCGAAUAAGAUUAUAGUUCCCGCAAUGACAGCUAUGAAGUUUCCUGCAACAGAAGUUAGUUAUCCUGAUGGGAUAAGCAUUAAGCUGCCCAUUACUUCUGAGAAUGCUAAUACGGCCAAAUCAGAUGCUCCCAAGGCAUCAGUGCUUUGUUUAUCAUUUCGUGCGAGCUCGCAGGUGAUGGUUGAUUCUUGGAGCAUGCCCUUCCUUGAUGCUUUUGGCCAAUCUAAAAGUGUUCAGUUAUACGAGGUAUCCUUUAUAGAUUCAUGGUUAUUGACUCGCAAUCCCAUAAAGAAGAUUCUACUUCGGAUAAUGAGGAAAUCUAAGCCUGCAGAGAGGAACAAUGUAGUGCAACCACAGAUAGUUUACUCAUUUGGCGAUCAUUAUGACUUCAGAAAGGAGCUUAAAAUAUUGAACCUUCUUACUGGGUAUAUUUAUUUGAUCGACAAACUUGGUAGAAUCCGAUGGCAAGGUUCUGGAUUUGCAACACCAGAUGAGUUGUCAUCACUUCUAUCCUGUACUUCGUUUAUGUUGGAAGAGAAAUGA